GCUGCAAAGAUUUAUUCAGGAGUGUUGAGAACAAUAAUUUGGCUUUAGAAUGUUACAGUAAAAAAACAGUUUAAGCUCUUUAAUCAAUAUUAAAUCUCUUGGAUCCCUCAGUAUGGAUGUCGAUAUGAAGUAGUAGGCCAACUAACCUCAAGUCUACACGAUGCAACAAGUUGCAUGGAAUUUGUUACAUGCUGUCAGCACACACUGUGCAUCAACCAGUCGUGUGCUUUCGGACCUUUGCCCCAGAUAAUCUGUAGUACUCGUAAACAGGGUAUCAUGCAUUCAGUGUGCAAUGUGGUGAAAAAGCAAGACCCUUUUUUAAACCACAGUGGAAAAGGAACAAAGCUCUUUGGCUCCACCCUAAAUAACCUAUUCAGUAUUCCUGUUUACAAGUUGCUUAGGAACCGGAUCUAACACGGCAACGCUGCUGGCACACUAGUAGUUUCUACAGUGUAGAAAACCUGGGCUUUUAAGCGAAUGUCCUAUAUUAACAGUGAUACAACUAGUUAAACAUACAACAAUGAGUAACCAUCGCCAAGAUUCAAAAUGGAUCGAUGUUAGCAGAAACGAUGCAUUUCGAGCCUUCUCCCCAACGUCAUUAAGCAACAGAGCUGUAAAUGAGCUUCAAGAUCAGCUUAGUGUUUUGAAGAGACAACUGGAGGAAAGAGAAGAACUAAUAUUGGCUCUUACGACUGGCAGAAAUGCAAGUAGACCUGAUUAUCAGAAGGAAGCCCUUGAUUCUCUCCUGGACAAGCCUGUCACUAGGGAACCCCUGAACCUCUAUUGCCUGGUAGCUGAGGCAGCCCACAGUGAACUGGCCGCCCUGCAAGUCAAAUAUGAAUGUGCUAACACUGCACUUCUGGAAGUUCGAUCCAGGCUGGCCUCCAGAGAGGCUUCAGUCCAUGAACUAAAAGGGGAGGUGGAGAGCUACAAGGAGAACAAUGCCAGACUAGCUUCCCUGAUUAGCUCAUUGAGAGAGCGUGUUCAAGAGAUGGAGCAAGAGACUGGAGCCAUGGCCUCUACCAAGACCCAGGCUGAAAUAACUUUACAUGCUGAGUCCAAGGAAAACAGUGUGCUCAAGGAGAGGGUAGAGGAGCUGGAGGGCAAGCUACGAAAGUACAUCAACGAAUGGGAUGACACAAAGCAGCAAGCUUCCCGCAGUGAGAGGAAAUACAAGGAGUUUGUUGUUCAGCUUGCUAACAGAAUAGAUGUUGAAUGUACAGGGAGAGAUGAUCUCCAGGACUCCAUAGUUUCCCAGCUUGACAAGUUGUAUAAUGAAAACACUCGACAGAGAUGCAGGAUUGCCAGCCUGGAGGAGACUGUCGCCGCUCACGAGGUGGAGUCUAAAGCCAGCAGGGAGACUGUUAUGAGACUGGUCUCUGAGGUGGGCCGGGAACAGAAAGCUGCAGCUUCCUGUACAAAGGAAGUGGAGUCUCUGCGCCAGGAGUUCAGAAAUACGGUACUGGCCAAGCGAAGCCUGGAGCAGGAAAACCGAGCCCUCCAGGAGAGGCUGGAGGCCAGCAGGCGUGCUUGGGAGGCCUCGAAACAUGAGCUGGACAGCCUGGAGAAGUGGUCCAAAGAGCUAGACGGGAGUCUGCGCAGCAGCCUGUGUGAGGCCAAGUCUAGCCAGAGUCUGCUGCAGACCUUCAGGGAGGAACUGGCCGUCUUGCUGAGUGGGCGCAGCGGGAUAGUGCACCCCACAGAGGAGGCCAUCAAAGAGAGGAUCCAGGAGAUCUGCAGCAGCAGAGAUAACCAGAAAGAGAGCCUGUAUCAGAUGGAGGUGAAGGUGUCUCGACUGACUGACCAGUUGGAGAGGCAGACGGAGCUCCAUGAUGCCGCGCUGCUGAGAGCCAGACAGACCAAGCAGCAGCUGGGCGAGAUCCGUGAGAGGCUCAGUGGCGUGGAGGGAGAGCUGAUCUCCGGGGAUGUGCUCCGGGAUGGCAUGAGCCAUGAAAAACAAAAUUAUCUGCGAUUUCUGGACGGUCUCUCUGAGAAGAUGAAGCUGGACAGAGUGGUGGGUCAUCUCGGCUUUGACAUGAGGCUGGAUGCCAUACGGUCCCGGGCUGAACAACUGGUCAAGCUGGAGGGUAAUGCCGUUGUUGAAAGCAAGACUCUGGCACACAGCUUGAACAGAAAGCUAAAGACUCAAAAGGAGCAGCUGGAGAGCAAGGAGCUACACAUGGAGCUGCUGAGGAAGAAGAUCGCCCAGCUGGAGGAAGAGAAGCGGAGCCGCACAGCGCUGGCGGUGGAGCGCGACGAGGCCAACCUCACCGUCAGGAAGCUGCAGAAGAAGGUGGAGAGGCUGCAGAAGGAGCUGGGCGCCACCCGACUCUUCAGCACAGACCUCAAAUCCAAACUCUGUGAUACCAACGAGCUCAAGAUUAAAACCUUGGAACAGUAUAAGACCAUUGAGGAGAUGAAUAAGAGUCUGGACAAGGUAGAGAAGGUGAAGGUGAAGAUGGAGAAGAGGCUGACCUCAGUGAAGUCAGCGCUGGACUUCACUGAACACGAGGCCCAAGGGGAGAGGCAGCGAACCCACAGUCUCCUGGAGGCUGUCACCAGCGAACUGGCAACCCUCAAACACACCAUGGGGGAGCUGGCCAAGAGGGAGAGGCAGCUGAUUGACUUCCGUCAAGUGGUGUCUCAGAUGCUGGGUUUGAACUUCAACACCCUGGCCCUCCCCGACUAUGAGAUCAUCAGGCGUCUGGAGAAGCUGAUCCAGGGCCAGCACUCCCAUGCCGUGGCCUGUCUUUGCCUGGAUAACUCCCGGGAGCAAGUCAACCAGGACUUCACAGCCGGAUACAACCAUGCCAGGCGAACUCUACCAGCUCCUUCUGCUGCUGGCAGAUUUCACAGUGCAGCCUCUUGAGGGCGCCAGAGGCUCGUGCUUAGGUUUCAAUUGCUGUCUAAUUCCUUUCACAAAAUAUCCUUUUUAUAGUUAGGCUGUUUAUUUAAGGCAUUUUAUACUGUUUUCUAUUUAACAAUCUGGAUAAUAAGAUGUGAUUGUGUUGUGUUAUGGAUGGCAGACUCAAACCUUAUGUAUAUUUAUUUCAACAGAGUAGGAUGAGAAAUCUGGAAGGUGGUCACUGUAAUGCUUGUACUGUAGUAUAAAAACAUUAUUUUAUAAAAGCAGGGUGAUAUUAAGUGCCCAAAGGUAUUUUGUCAUCCUAGGUUGGCUAUAAUAUAUCACAUAAUUGCCAAAAGUGACUUCUCCUAGUAGUUGAUGGCACUAUGGUUGUGAGCUUACAAAUAUCCAGUCUUGCACUCUGAUCAAAUCAAUAGGUUUCAUAGCAGCCUCAGAGUAACGCAUUCUUGAUCACUGUCGCAGCAGGUAAAAGUUGCUGUAGUUUACCGUUUAAAUCUGCACCUGUCCUCUUCCAGAGCUUCCAAUGCUCCAGCUUGCCUCCAAUACUCAGAUCGUGGCAGCCAUUUCCACCUGACUUCCUCACCAAUCUAGUCAUAUGUCCGCUCAUCCUUUCAAAUACAACAAACGUUAAUACAUGGUGAGAGACGUGGUACAAGACUGGAAAUCUGUCUUGAUUAUGAGUUAAGGAGUUCCACUAUUAGGAGAAUGACUGGAGUUACAAAACCCAAAUCUCUGAAUGUGAGUUCACAUUUUCCAUUCCAAGCAGACAUGAUAGUAGCAUACCGCUGAUUGAUCCUGUAUUAACUAACACAUAGGAUGGUCUCACCACUGUCGUCUCCAGGACCGGCUUUCUCCCCAAUCAUUUCAGAUUGGAGCAGCUACUUCCGCAGCCAGAGCCAACAUCGAUCUCCAUCCUGUCGAGGAGCAUGGGGCGCUGGUCCUCUGCAGCAGUCGAUUCAUACAUCUGUUCAUCCCCUACCGACAUAGCAAUAGCCAUCAAAAAGCUAGCAAUCCCGGAGUGGGGGCUACCUGACUGCUGGGGCAACCAGAGGUUUUCCCCUUCUAGGAAGGGUUUUUUUUCCUCUCAACUGAGCGGCAGGUAAUCACAUAACCAUACCGCACUAACACUAUUUUAAUCUCUCCAGUUUUGUCUUGUAUGUCCCUUCUUUUCCCAUCUUUUCCAGCUGUUUCUUUUAUGUUAUGCACUGGCGCGACUCCAUUGUUUGUCUCACGUUGAGGGUCUCUGCGGGGAGCCAGGGGUACAUCCUUUGGGGGGGUAAGUGCGGAUUCACUCCCACGACCUCAGGUCGCCACGAUACCUCGUCCUCGCUCUAGGGGGGUUCUCACCGAGUGAGUCAAAGGGGACCCCCGGCCACACUAUUCUUUCGCAGCUCAUGCGCUUUUCUACCUCAUAAUGUGAGGUGCUGUCCUUCCUUCGCUAGGGACGUGGCCCGCUUUACGCUCUCAGUGCCCAAUCCCAGACUAAACCAUCUUUUUGUUGCAGAUUCCCUGCAGGAGCCUUUUCCCGGCUUCGGAGGCCUCACCUCACCUCAUACGAGGGCAGCACCAGAUCAGUCAAGGAAUCCUUUUCUAUUCUCCUUUCAGCCCUACAAUCGGGCUAUUCCUAUCGGCCCGAGAGGCGCCUCUGCUGAGCAGAGCAACUUUUAUAUGUUUUCAGAUCCUCAGGAAUGCUACCUUCGACCAAGCUCCAUCCUCGGCAGAAGGAGAGCUCAUCGGUCUCUUUUUAUCCUAAUUUAAGCGGAGCCCUAUCUGGCCCAUCUAAGCCGAGUUACGGGAUCGAGCCUCUAUCCUUGGCCGAGCAUCACUCACUCGGCCCGUCUUGCUAACAGCUCAUUUCUGCUACCUCUGUCGUAUCCUUCAGCCCCAGCGGACGACCCGUGAAUCCUAAACAAAAUUAAUCGCUGUUUUCUAUUUCUACAUGAAACAAUAAAUAAUGAAAUCAGAUCUUAUCACAAGGUGAGGCACCUGCAAUGUUGACACGCCAACUUUUUUUGCAACAGCAGCCUGAGAAACCACAGGAGACUCCAGCUCCUUCAGGAGUUCAAGGUGGUUUACGCAAUUUAUACAAGUCACAGCGUAGUCAUGUACACUGCACUGUGGUACGCAAACCUGUCUUGCUCUGAAAAGCAAUCUCUGUUCAUCAUCUGAAAAUACUGUAUCCCAAUUAAACAAAGUGAUGUCCCAAUUAAACGACGUACAUAGCAUUGGGAAGAACCGUCUCCCAGAGUUGUAGCCCAUUUAAGCAGUAAUCCCGAUUAUCAGUAUCCCGAUUAGGUGGCGCCAACUGUAUGUGUAUAUAUAUUUAGUAUAAGUACUGGGUGAUUUGUUUGAAAAACAAUACAAAUCUAAACAUUUGUCUCUUCAUUUAUGUAAUGCAAUGUUAAUGUUUAAUGUAUGAAAAAAGGACAAUUUACAAAUGUAAUGCAGGACCCUAUCCACAAAACUUCUGAGUAAUUAGGUUUGUGAGUAGGGUCCUACAGUUCCUCCUCAUAUAAGUUGUGACAUUAAUUCAAAUGUAAUAAUGUGCCCAGAAACUAUAUAUUAAAUUAAACGUACAAAUAUGAACUGUACAGCAAGAAAUAUUAUGGAACUCUUAACUGAACAAAUACAGAAAGAAACACCUAUUUCAAAUCUAUUUUCAAUCAAUUUCCUGUUCUUAAUAUUGAAAUUGAUUGUGGUGUUUUUUCCUGAUGCUACAUAAGUAGGUUUCUUACUGCUUUGGUUUCCUUAAAAUACUACAUCCUCCUUCCUUCAUUUCCUGAAGCCCUUUUGGGUGGGAUACAGUGAAAUUAUUUGCUCUCACUACAGAAAUUCAAGGUCAGGGGAAGGUAGGAGUGUAUGAUUGUCGAGACAAGUCUAUUUUGGAAGCCAAUUUUAAAGCAAAUAAAAAAUGCUACUUUGAAUAUUCGUACAGUUUUUUGCAAUGUAUAGAUUCCUUUCUAGUUUUAUUUAUUUUUUUAUUUUUUUACAUCUGUCUUAUGCUGUGGUGUUAAUAAUGAUGCAGCCCAAGGAAUGAUGCUACCAGCGGAACAAAAUUCAGUGACGUUGGGGUAGCUCUGCAGAAACUGAAAUCACAAAGUUGAUGGGAAUUGCAUAUUGCCACUACUUGUGCAACCCUUGCUGUGUCGAUAAAUAGAGAACUGCAGUGCCAUACUGCCAAUCCAACACCUUUCGCAAAAACUCUCCUUCCACAUAGAGUGAAAAAUGUAAAAAAACUUCAAAGGCAGCAUCUGAUCAUGAAUUUGAAUAAUGAGAUCAAAUAUAAAUACACAUUUAUUUACCAGAACAAGUGAAACAAUAUUAUAUUAAUCUUCCAUUUAAUUUGGUCAGCAUCAAGGUAUUUUUUUUAAACUGACAACUGGCUUCAUUUUAUCCAUUCAUUCAUCUAUUCAUUCUUUGUUACUUAAUGCAUAAUUCAUUCCUAUCCAUAUUAACUUAACAAAUGUUUGUUUAUGGGUUCAGAGAACUUUUAGUAAGCAUGAAAACAAAAGGAAAAAAUACAGGUGGUCUAAAGUGGCCACAAAUCAGUCCCACCAGCAUUAUAAGUUGCAUGGAACUUUAAAUGAGGAGCUGGAAGGGGAGGAAGAUGAUGGAGAAGAAGUGAUAGAAAAGGGAGAUUUACUUUUUUCUUUUCUGAGAAGUCAGUGGUGUGCAAGUUUAAUAUUGGCUGAGGUUCCCAGCACAUAUCAAAAAGAAUAGCCUGAAACAGAAAAGCAAAUUAGUUUUUUCAGUUACACAAUUUUUUGGUUUCUGAGCAAACCCUGCUAAUGACAAGUUAAACUUUGACAAUCAAGUCCUGCUGCAAGUUGAAUGGAGGUUUCAGGGUGCCAAGGUUUUUGUAUGAAUAACCUUUGAAUGGAGUGGAUCAUGUCAUGAAACGUUGCAGAGUUAGAAAAUCUCAUCAAAAUGUGUGCUUAUGUUGGUUGCCAGGGCUUGCAUUGACCUCCUCAUUUAUUUGCAGCGUAUUAGUGUUACUAUGACCUGUUCUGGGACUGUCUGUAUAUACAUAAUCAA
This is a messenger RNA of Acipenser ruthenus (sterlet), 6901 nucleotides long. RefSeq names its product coiled-coil domain-containing protein 170. The transcript has 13 exons. NCBI's taxonomy places the organism in Eukaryota, Metazoa, Chordata, Actinopteri, Acipenseriformes, Acipenseridae. The coding region runs from base 521 to 2869 and encodes 782 amino acids. The record is from RefSeq and is a predicted model, not a curated record.